CCACAGACCAUGGACUCGGACCAGCGAGAUAGGCCGCGAUAAACCCGAAAGUCACCAGCACCGCCGCGCAGUGUUGCGAUCGGCGCUUUUUCUCCGUCUUUCCGACCAUUAUCACUGUUAUCAUCGCCAACAUUAUUAUUAUUGUUAUUAUUAUUCAGAAAAUAUAUUUUUGCAAUAUACCUUAACGUCUUGCCCGCGCACAUCCGAGCAGUGCCGUCGUCAUGCAUCCAGUCCGAAGUCAACCGACGUCGCCGCCGUUAUUUAUUUUAUUGGUGUCCGUGUCGACGGUGCUUCAGACGACAAUUACUUUGGCACAAACGCCAAGUGUCAUUGACGAAGCCAUAUUAGAAGUUUUCCCGGCGCCACCAGAUGAAACUUCGUCGGUCUCACCUAAUAGUGGAAUAGACAAUGGCCAACCAGAACAAGGGGCCUGUACAUGUGUACCGUACUAUUUGUGUACCAGCAAUCAGUCGAUUAACACUGAUGGCACUGGAUUGAUCGACAUAAGGUUCGUUCCGGAUCCUAUUAGAAUUAAGGAUGGUCCGUGUUCCAAUUACUUAGAAGUGUGUUGCAAUAAUCCUAUUUCUCCUUCGGAAACGACUACUCAAUCCCCAACAAGUUACAAAGAGACCUACGCAGGAUGCGGUCAUUGGAAUUCCGGUGGAGUGGGAUUCAGAAUAACUGGACAUAGCAACAACGAGGCGCAAUUCGGCGAAUUCCCUUGGAUGGUGGCUAUACUCAAGGAAGACCACAUUAAUCAAGGAAAAGCAUACGUGUGCGGCGGAUCGCUAAUCCACCCCAGUGUCGUGUUAACGGCCUACCAUUGCUUACACGAUCAUAUAAAAGAUCAGGCAAAAUUGGUAAUUCGUGCAGGCGAAUGGGAUUCGCAAACAGAAAAUGAACUUUUUCCGCAUCAAGACGGCCGAGUGUUGAAAAUAGUGCAACACGAGAAAUAUUACGGCGGUGCCCUGUACAACGACGUAGCUCUCAUAUUUUUAAAGGAUCCGUUUAUGCUUAAAGAAAACGUCGGCACAAUUUGUCUUCCCUCACAGGACUUCUACUUCCAAACAGAACGGUGUUUCGCUAGUGGUUGGGGCAAGGACGUUUUCGGUAAAGUCGGGUCUUACCAAGUCAUUUUGAAAAAAGUUGAAUUGCCUAUCGUACCACGCGUACCUUGUUUAGAUGCGUUAAAACGCACUCGACUCGGGCCCAAUUUCAAGUUGCACGAAAGUUUCCUUUGCGCCGGAGGAGAAUCUGGCAAAGACACUUGCAAAGGAGACGGUGGUAGUCCAUUGAUGUGUCCUAUGCCUGAGAAAACCGAACAAUACCAUCAAGCCGGUAUAGUGGCGUGGGGAAUAGGCUGUGGAGAAGACAAGACUCCCGGAGUAUACGUGAACGUCGCCCUGUUCAGACAUUGGAUAGACAGACAGAUGAAAAAACACAAUUAUGAUACAAGAUACUACGACUCGAAUUACAAAGGAACAUAUAAUUAGACCGGUAUAUAAUAAAACAAUUUACCGACGUCUAAUUGUAAUAAGGAGACAAGUGACACUAUUUAUUUAAAUUUUAACAGUAUUUUUUUAGUUACAAACAUAUUUUAUAAUAUUAUUUAUACUAGUUAUCACAUAUUAAAUUGUUGAUUUUAUUCAAAAAUGUUAUUUAGUAUUCAAUAUUUUUUCGUUUUCCUAUUUAUUAUAUUACACUAAUAAUUAUCAUGAUGUAGGUUCAUGUAUUGUAAUCGCAAAAUAUUAUAU
Adelges cooleyi (spruce gall adelgid) is the source of this 1754-nucleotide messenger RNA. Its product is annotated as phenoloxidase-activating factor 2-like. Gene Ontology annotation, biological process: proteolysis. The transcript has 6 exons. The record is from RefSeq and is a predicted model, not a curated record. Bases 222 to 1493 code for a protein of 423 amino acids. Gene Ontology annotation, molecular function: serine-type endopeptidase activity. Lineage: Eukaryota; Metazoa; Arthropoda; Insecta; Hemiptera; Adelgidae.